Molecule: messenger RNA, 1917 nt
Organism: Salvia hispanica
Lineage: Eukaryota; Viridiplantae; Streptophyta; Magnoliopsida; Lamiales; Lamiaceae
Gene: VOZ1
Product: vascular plant one zinc finger protein
Biological process (GO): positive regulation of DNA-templated transcription; positive regulation of long-day photoperiodism, flowering
Cellular component (GO): nucleus
Molecular function (GO): sequence-specific DNA binding
Source: RefSeq, a predicted model, not a curated record
AAAGAGGAAAAUAAAAACACCCUCUUCUUUUACCCACCUUUGACACAGUCGUCACGACAGUGCCCACUCUUCUCUAUCUCGCCACUUCCAACCGGUAAAUUCUCUCUCUUUCAUCGCACAUAGGCAAGAAAUUCUCUGGUAUUAAUUUGAUGGGGAAGGGUUCGAAGAGCGCGGCAUGCAAGUCCACAUCACACCAGCUCUUCAAGGACAGGGCGAAGAAUCGCGUGGAUGAUCUACAGGGGGUCUUUAGUGAUCUCCAAUCAGCUAGGAAGGAGAGCCGGUCGAUUGAUGUGGCUGUGCUUGAAGAGCAAGUUCACCAGAUGCUUCGUGAGUGGAAGUCUGAGCUUAACCAGCCGUCCCCAGCUUCUUCUCUGCAGCAGGGAGGGAGCCUUGGUUUUUCAUCGGAUAUUUGUCGGCUGCUGCAGCUUUGUGAGGAGGAAGAUGACGCAACUAGUGCGUUAGCUGCACCAAAACCAGACCCUGAUGCACAGAAGGCUGUUAAUGGAUAUACUUCUCAAGAAAAUUUUAAUAUUACCAAGGGUCUUCAAGAACAAGGCUUCCAGUUGGUGGAGCAAUGCAAAAAUGCUGCCAUGGGAGUUAACAUGGAAAUGAACAACUUGAAUGUGCCUUCACAGCUAGAUUAUCAUUCAUAUGAUUUCCAUCAAGAUUUUGAACAGCCGUAUUUUAUAGGCUAUGAUGGCACGGGGUUCAUCGGUGAGGAUGUUUUGCCUCAGAUUUCUGGGUAUCAACCAAAUAUCAGCCCCCCACCAUCUGCUUUCUUGGGGCCAAAAUGUGCCCUUUGGGACUGCACUAGACCAGCAUUGGGGUUGGAAUGGUGUCAAAAGUCUGAUGACUAUUGCAGUAUCUAUCAUGCUGGGCUUGCACCUAGUGAAGGCUAUUUUGGUAGGCCCCCUGUUGUUCGACCGAGAGGCAUUGGCUUAAAGGAUAAUUUACUUUUUGCUGCACUUGGUGCAAAGGCGCAAGGAAAAGAUGUUGGCAUUCCUGAGUGUGAGGGUGCUGCUACAACAAAAUCACCUUGGAAUGCACCUGAGCUCUUUGAUCUCACUGUUCUGGAUGGCGAAACAAUCAGGGAGUGGCUGUUUUUUGAUAAACCGCGCAGAGCCUUUGAGAGUGGUAACAGGAAGCAGCGAUCACUUCCAGAUUAUAAUGGGAGGGGUUGGCAUGAGUCCCGAAAACAAGUGAUGAAUGAAUUUGGAGGGUUGAAGAGAUCCUACUACAUGGAUCCUCAGCCGAUGGAGAAUUUUGAGUGGCACCUUUAUGAAUACGAGAUCAACAAGUAUGACGUGUGUGCAUUAUACAGACUUGAAGUAAAGCGUGUUGAUGGCAAGAAGAGUCCUAAAGGGAAGUUAGGCAAUGAUUCUGUUGCUGAUCUGCAAAAGCAGAUGGGCAGGCUGAGUGCUGAGUUCCCAAAUGAGAAGCAGCGAGUCGUCAAAGGAAGGGGAAAGAGCAAUUUGAAGGAGGGAAGUGGGAGAAUUUACUCUGGUUCGAACGCAAUGGAAGCAAAUCCAGGUGAAGGGCUUGAAUAUACAAGAGGCGCACCAUACGAUUAUCUUGUGGAAGAUAUCAAUGGGUACUACAUAACAUGAUGAUGGUUGUGGGAAGUGGGAACGAAAAGAGGCUCUCUAUCCAAGUAUAUAUAAUUGCUCUUUGAUUUCACUCGGCCUCGCCUCCAGGCAAGUGGUGAAGUUGUUUUCUUUUUUCUCUUCUUUUUUCCUGCUAAAUUGUUACGUUUUUGUUGAUAGGGAGUUGGUUGUAAUAGGUACUGAUAACAUAUUGGGCGACAAAUGAGUGGGUUGGUUAUGGUGGAUACUAAUUGCACUUCUUGUGCAACUUUGUAAGGAGAAUUUGUUCAAGCCUGACAAUUUGUAAUUAUUUAACCUCUUUUCACUUCUGCAA